Molecule: messenger RNA, 3887 nt
Organism: Pyrus x bretschneideri (Chinese white pear)
Lineage: Eukaryota; Viridiplantae; Streptophyta; Magnoliopsida; Rosales; Rosaceae
Product: peptidyl-prolyl cis-trans isomerase FKBP42-like
Exons: 8
Coding region: 1746-3443 (565 amino acids)
Molecular function (GO): protein binding; peptidyl-prolyl cis-trans isomerase activity
Source: RefSeq, a predicted model, not a curated record
UUGACAAAAUUCUAACGAAGUUGACAAAAAUGACCAUAGCUACACGUUUUGAUAAGUUGAGGGAUCCCAAUUGUAGUAAUGGUCCUUCCAACAUAACUUAUUGAUAGGAUUUUUACCACUUGCGCAAAAAGGGUUAAAAACAUCUAAAACACUUGCAAGAAAAACAAGAUUAUUGUAGUAUAAUUGGCUCAAAUAAGGUCGUUCUCAACAGGGAUUAAUUUAAAAAGAUUAAAGCAAAAUAAAAUUCUCAACUAAUUAAUUAAAAUUUUUUUUUUUUGAAAAAGGUGAUUUAAUGACCUAAAUUGAGAAAAGAAAAUUUAAUCAAAAGGAUUACUUAAAAACUGCAACUUUAAAGAAGGAGAAAGAAACAUAUUUUAGAAUUCAAAAUGAGAAAGUACUAGGGUUUCGCCAUCACCCUAACAAUCAUAUGUAGUUAUUCUAAUUACUUAUAAAUUACACAUGCAUAUUUUGAAGGUUAAGUUUUCUUAGAGUAUAUCCUACUUGGAAACUCUAACAUAGAACGUAUAUUUAACAUGCAACCCAUCCGUGGUGUCCAGAUCGAAUGUGAACAUGCAAGACUCAUUAAGUUUUGUGAAAACUCUUUGAACAACCAUAUAACACUUAAGACGUGUCGUCCAUCCUAAGAAGUUACACAUAUUAACCACAAGAAGCCUUAGUCAAUUUAGGGACAACCCUCCGCUAAAAUUGCAUCAAAUUACUUUUCUAAAUAUCCUAAUGGUCGCAAAUCACUAAGACAAUUAGAUAGUUUUAACCGGUGAUUAACAACUCAAAACUGCAUGCAUAAAUUCAUAAGCAAAUUAAAAAAAGAUUACAUAUUCUUGCUAAGAAUCAUGGCUUCACCCUAGCAAAAAGAAUUAUUUACGCAUAUUCAUAAUAAAAAUCAUAAAGUCUUUAUUGAAAUAGAAAAAGAAUGAAAACACCUUGAAAGUAUAAGUCUUGAAAUCUCUAAGCUUUGCCCCAAAUCUUUUCUCCAAAAAUUGCAUAAAAAGAAAACUAGGGCUGGCCAAAAAAAAACUUAUUUAUACUACUCUAAUUAAAUCCUCCUAGUCAAAGGUCUUAGAAUAAGACAAGGAAACUAAAUAAAUUAGGAAACAUAAUCCUAAAUCAACUUGAAAAUUCGCCCAAAAUCCUUCACAGCCACGUUUUGGACCCAUAUCAGCUCCAAAACUGGCCCAAAAUAGCUGGAUUUAAAGCUUGAGCUAUUCUGAACACUUCACCAGAAGGCCACGAACCCAUAUGAGAUUAUAUUGGGCUUCAAAAACUGCAUUUAAGCCAAAAAAAGGCACUUUCCAACAACACACACUGCUCCUUUAUUUAAUUGCCAGAAAAUUGAAUUCUAAUCCAACGGCUAUUAAACGUGGCACAACACGGGACGCUAAAUUUCUAACGGCUCUAUCAUCUAACGGUCCUCAUUAAUUACUCCUUUUUACACUUAAAAAUUUUUUAAAAAAAUAUUUGAAAAAAUGGCAGGUAGCCAUUGUGCUUAGGCUGUUGGAUUGCAAAAAAAAAAAAAAAAAAAAAAAAAAAUAUCCAACGGUCAAUAUUAAUUCAGUUAGAAACAAAUUAAAAAAAUAAAAAUACAAAUAGAGAAAAAUGCAAAAACAAAGUUUAAAAUCUUUCCUAUAAAAUACCCAACUAUCCUCCUCCACCCUACACCACAUCUCAAUCUUUCUAAAUCAACCAAUUUUUCUUUCAAAGUUUCCAAAAACUUUUGUUUCAAAAAAAUGGCUAAUGAUGCAGGCUCGAAUUGGUCCAUCAUUGAAGAUGUUACAUUGUGUGAAUGCUGGGUUCGAAUUUCUCAUGAUCCGAUUACAGGUAAUGAGCAGAAGUUGCCUCAACUUUGGAAGAAAGUUCAUACUGCUUUUUGCGUGAAGCUUGGCAAUAAAAGAACGGAGCAAUCUCUAACAAGCCGGUGGAAAAAACUCAACAAAGAGUUCAUUAGUUGGAGAAACGCCCUCAAACAAGCUCAAGAUAAUCUUCGAAGUGGCGAAAAUUUAUCGAAUGACACACUUCAAGCACAAGUUUGGUACAAUGCGGCCAACAAGAACAAGUCAUUCACCCGUCAUGAAUGUUGGAAUGUUGUCAAAGGUUGCCCCACAUACAAAAUUGUGGGAAAUGGUCUACCAGUUGUCAUAAAUGACACCCCUUUGCACUCUACACCAAAAGACGACUCGUCUGGUCAAGAAGGUGACCCACAUGAAGUGUCAGAACCGACCCAUCAUUCACUUAGGCCUCUUGGUAAGAAAGCUGCGAAUGAAAGAGCUACAAAAGGGAGUUCUUUCAAGAGUGAAUAUAUAAAAUGUUUGGAAGAAAUUAGUCACAAAGGUCAAGAUGGUGUAACAGAAGAUGCUACCUUCGUUCAUGGCGAACCUUCUCAAGAUGGUAAUGGCCCCCCAAAAGUUGAUUCUAAGGUGGAAAUUCUUCACGAGAAAGUCACAAAGCAAAUCAUUAAGGAAGGUCAUGGUCAAAGACCAUCCAAGUAUUCAACAUGCUUCUUGCACCACAGGGCAUGGACUGAAAGCACGGGACACAAGUUUGAAGACACAUGGGAUGAACAACGACCGCUUGAAAUGAUUUUAGGAAAAGAGGAAAAAGAAAUGACUGGCUUGGCUAUUGGGGUGUCCAGCAUGAAGUCUGGAGAGCGUGCCCUAUUACACGUAGGCUGGGAGUUAGGGUAUGGGAAAGAAGGGAGCUUUUGUUUUCCAAAUGUUCCACCAUUGGCUGAUAUAUCAUAUGAAGUUGAGCUUAUUGGAUUUGAUGAAACCAGAGAAGGGAAAGCUCUUAGUGACAUGACCUUGGAGGAAAGGAUUGGAGCAGCAGAGAGAAGAAAGAUGCAUGGAAAUGCUUUAUUUAAAGAGGAAAAACUAGAGGAGGCAAUGCCACAGUAUGAAAUGGCCAUAGCAUAUAUGGGUGAUGACUUCAUGUUCCAGUUGUUUGGGAAGUACCGGGAGAUGGCUUUGGCUGUUAAAAAUCCAUGCCACCUUAACAUGGCAGCGUGUUUUAUAAAGCUCAAGCGCUAUGAAGAAGCCAUUGGACAGUGCAGCAUUGUACUGGCAGAGGAUGAAAACAACGUCAAAGCGCUAUUUAGGCGAGGAAAAGCCAGAGCAGAGCUUAGGCAGACAGAUGCUGCGCAGGAAGACUUUCUAAAGGCGCGCAAAUUUGCACCUCAAGAAAAAGCUAUUGCAAGAGAGUUAGGUUUGCUUGCUGAACAUGACAAGGCUGUUUACCAGAAACAAAAAGAACUCUACAAGGGAAUUUUCGGACCAACCCCAGAACCUAAACCCAAACCCAAACGGGAUAAUCGGUUGAUCAUCUUUUGGCACUGGCUGUUGUCAUUGUUCUAUCAUCUGAUCAUCUUUUGGCACUGGAUGUUGUCAUUGUUUUAUCAUCUCUUCAGGCGCGAAAGGCGUAAAGCUGAUUAGUCAAAGAUCUUAAGCUCUUGAAUUGUAUGACAAAUGAGGAAAUUCAUGUACUGAACCUAUUCUGGUAAACAGAGCUUAUGAUUCUGACCCUGAGGUUCACUCGUUUACGUUGUGGCAGGGGAGUUUAGAUGCGAACAUUUUUAGCCAGGAACGAAGAUACAUUGAUCAAAUUGAACUGUUCUAAUGUUAGACAAAGGUUUGAUUACUGAGUUUCGGUUGUGAAAUUUCGGUUGCCACCAUAAUACUUAGAUGGUGUGCAAAUUGAGUCUAUUUGUUACUCUGAAGUAUUGCUUCUUGUUUGUUUAGUGUAUCUUUGGCUGGAGAACUUGGUUUCUUUAGUUACAAGUUUAGUGGUCUAUAUGGAUGAGAGUGAUUUUAAACACAAGGAUUUGAAAUUUGGCGCAUGAAAUUGAAAUUUAUGAAAUCAUAAAAAUAUUGGUUUAA